This is a messenger RNA of Mizuhopecten yessoensis (Yesso scallop), 4763 nucleotides long. RefSeq names its product kinesin-like protein KIF9. The transcript is spliced from 20 exons. Gene Ontology annotation, biological process: microtubule-based movement. Gene Ontology annotation, molecular function: microtubule binding; ATP binding; microtubule motor activity. Lineage: Eukaryota; Metazoa; Mollusca; Bivalvia; Pectinida; Pectinidae. The coding region runs from base 86 to 2605 and encodes 839 amino acids. The record is from RefSeq and is a predicted model, not a curated record.
UGCGUCACUUGUCCUAACAACCUGUCAACAAAAUUUACCACCAAUUUACAGGAUCUUAGGCCACACGACUUCGGUCAGUGUGAAGAUGUACAGCCGGGGGGUGACAGGCCUGAGUGCCUACAGUCGGGAGAGCAAUGAAAAGCGACAAAGGAAAAGUAACAGGGUACAAGUAUGGGCCAGGAUUCGACCCACCGCAGAAUUUGCGCACAACUGUUUAGAACUUAACCAAGAUGGUAAGAGCAUUAAUGUGCAUAUGAGAAAAGAUGGGCGGAAAGGAGUUGUCAAUAAUCAGAUUCUGGAUUGGUCAUUUAGACUGGAUGGUAUAUUUCACAAUGCCGGUCAGGAGGACGUCUUUGGCUCUGUGGCAUCUGACCUUGUGACUUCCGCUUUAGAUGGAUACAAUGGAACGGUGAUGUGUUACGGCCAGACAGGAGCUGGUAAGACGUUUACAAUCACAGGUGCCACUGAGAACUACAAACAGCGGGGUAUUGUUCCACGGGCCAUCUCUCAGCUCUUCAGGGAAAUUGAGGAGAGACCAGAGUAUGCUAUUACUGUCAGGGUAUCAUAUUUAGAAAUUUACAAUGAGAACAUGUUUGACCUCCUGUCGACCCUUCCGGAGUCCUGGAACCAGGCUAACCCCGAACAACAAAUGGUCGUUGUGGAGAACCAAGAUGGAGUCUUCGUGAAGGGCUUGUCACAUCACAUAGCUCAGAAUGAAGAAGAGGCUCUAAACUUCCUAUUUGAGGGAGAGACCAACAGAGCAAUUUCCGCUCAUUCUCUGAACAAGAAUUCAUCCCGGUCCCACUGUAUAUUUACCGUCUAUAUAGAGACACGCUCCAGAGUACAGUCCAACGCUAGGUACACGGUGUCCAAGUUAAACUUUGUGGAUCUGGCAGGUUCUGAACGUCUUGGAAAAACCAAGUCUGAAGGUAAGACCCAGCAGGAGGCCAUGUACAUCAACAAGUCCUUGACCUUCCUGGAGCAAGUGAUCGUGGCCCUGGCCGAUCGGCGCCGUGAACACAUCCCAUUCCGUCAGUCGAAACUCACACACUGCCUCAAGGAUUCCAUCGGAGGAAACUGUAACACACUGCUGGUAGCCAACGUGUGGGGAGAAUCACCACAGCUGGAGGAAACGGUGUCAACAUUAAGAUUUGCCACCAGGAUGAUGUGUGUAGCAAGUGAACCUGCCGUUAAUGCCGUGUACGACCCAGCGGUGUUGGUGAAGAAGCUAGAGAAGGAAAUACAACACCUGAAGAAUGAGUUAGCAAUGCAUGACACUCUCACAAACCGGACCCAGAUCACAUAUGAGCCACUGUCAGAACAACAAACGUAUGAGAUUCGGCAGCAAGUCAGACGCUACUUGGAGGGUUCUCUGGAGGAUAUCGAUAUCAUAAACAUCAGACAAAUACAUGGAACAUUUGAAGGAUUCAAAGACAUAUAUCUACAAAUGGAGAGGGAUGUGGAGGAGAGACUGAGACAGAAGUUUACGCUGAUAGAUAGAACCGACCCUGCUGCUAUAGCCGCAGCUCAACAGGCGGGCGUGGCAAUAACAGACGAUGGGACAUUGGUCGGGGAGCCAGACGGCCAGGGAUUCGGGGUUGGAAUGGCUCCCAAAGCGGCUAAAGCUGAUCCCUCAGCUGUUGUACAACUUAAGAAGAAGGAACGGGAAAAGGACAGGAAGAGCCGCACAGGGAGGGACACUAAAAGUCCCACGGGAGGUAAGAGUAUCAGCAGCCCCUCUCAGAGUGCUAAGGGAGAGAGGGACAUCAAGUCGCCACACCCCUCCGAGCGAGAGAAGAGGGACGACCGAGACGGAGAAGCCCCCACCCCUACCAGUAUAUCUGGUGUGUCCCGGGCUGACAAGGUCCUCACCAGUACCCCACCUCCCAGAUCAGAGGCCUUUGAGGAGUUCAAGGCCGACCGCGGCAGUGAGAUCAACAGGGUUCUAAUAGAAAAUAAACAAAUUUUGAAUUCCAAGAAGAAAUCCUAUGCAGAGCUAGCAAGACAAGUAAACACUAACAAGAUUGAGAUUGACAAAACAAGAGAUCAACUGGAAAACCACAGGAGGGGCAGAGAAGAUAAUGGACCCCAAUAUAACGAGGAAGGGGAUAUCAUUAUCAGUGAAGAAGAGUUCUUUGAGAUCAAACGUCUCAAAGACCACAAACUCCAAUACAAGAAUGAUUUCGAGGAACUGAAAAAUCUUAAAGCAGAAGUGCAGUAUUGUCAAAAGCUUGUGGAACAGUGCCGACAACGCUUGGUGCACGAGUUUGACAACUGGUACUCUGAGAGUUUCGUGGGUCCUUCUGAUGAAAUCCAGACUAGCAUUGCACAAGGGCAUGGAGUCAGACCUGGAGCACACCUCCCCUUCAACCCGAACACGAUCCCUGAAGAUGAACAUGAGAAGUUUGACCGCCUCCAGAUGGAGCUGCUGAUGAAUAACCCAGACUCCGCAGCUUUCUAUAACGCCCAGAUGAGGACUCAGAGAAGGAAAACUUAUGAAACUGCGAUGUCCCAGCCUCAGCCAAGCUUCAGGAAAUCUCCUGGCACUCCCACCAUGUCGAUAAGGAACAAACCACCAAACAUGUUACAAGUCAGCAUGGGAUAAAACAUGUUACAACACUUCUGAUUGGACAAUUUUCCAAAUUAUAUCUGAACUACUUCUGUGAUCAUGACUCUGAUUGGUUACAGGAUGUAUUGUUUUUUAAUCCAGCAAUGCUGCCUGGAUUAGAAGUACGCUGUGAAUGGUGUACAUUUGUACGUACAGAUGUAGCAGACUGUGAUAGGACUUAGUAGGAUAACACUGCAGACUCGGUGGAAUAAAGUAUCUAAACUUGUGAUUAAGCAGGGACUUAAAAUACAAUUCAAAAGCUAUUUAAUGCAGUUGACAUUUUCAGCAUUAUAUGUGUAUGUGUAGCAUACACACAGCCCAACAUAGGUGGCAGAUGUUUCAGGUAAUUUCUGGACAAGUUAAAGUCAUUAAGAUCGUUAAACUGCUGUGAAAGCCAACUUGUGCCUUUGUUUGGUAUAAAUAAAUGCAAGCUUCCAUUUUCCGAAUGAUUCAAGAAUUUUAAAACUGCUCUGCAAUUAAUUCAGUCAGCUUGUUUACUUAUCUUGCAAAAUCAUCACCAUUUAUUUGCAAGUUUGUUAUGGAAUAAAGUAUCAGUGUUUGAUCUGCUGUUUAGUCUGUGUUUUGGCAUGCUCUUUGAUAUAAAGUCAUGCCAGCAUUCUAUGAUCUGAAAUCUCAUAAAAUAGUAUUAUAAUGGUAGAUACUGAAGAGUUAUGAAAUGGACAGGAUAAAGAUAUGACAUUUAAAUUUCCUUUUGUUAAGGUCUUUUUCAGUUCCUGUUAAUGUAUAAUAUUGAAUUUAGUUUUAUCUUGUUAAUAUAUUUCCAUGUUCAUACUUGUACAUAUGUGUUACAUGUGGCCAGAGUUGUAUUAUAAAAUUAUCAAUAUGUUUCAAUUUCCACAUGGAGAUAGAUUCAGAAAAUUUGUUACUGAAAAUAUGAAUUACCAUAAAUAGAAAAUAAUGAUAUAUAUUUAUAUUGUUUAUAUAUAUUCGUUUUGUAACAGGUGUUUUGCACAAUGCACCUGGAUUGCUUUUUACUGUUUCCUUUGGUAAAUUUUUUAAAUUCGAUUUUUCUUUCAAAAUCAGUUCAUAUCGAGUCUUUGCUGUGCAGAUAUUCAAUAAAGAUUAAAAAAAUAAUGUUGAACAUGUUUUGUGCUAAUAAUUAUCUGACAUAAUCAUGUAGCUAUUUUAAACGGUACAUCAAGGUAAUGGUAUUUAUUGAAGUAGCUUUUAUUUCAUUAUUGAGCUAUUUCCUUUUGUUUAUUUGUUCAAGGGAACCGCCCAAGAUCACAGUAUUUGUUGACUACUAAGGGAUUUUUUUCUGUUUUAUAUUUAAGAUACACUAAUGUACCUUUUAUUUAUCACUGCAUUUUUAAACAAAACUUGCACGGACUGAUUUUAUUGACCAAUCACUGGACAUAAGAUAAGGUCAGUAAGUAGAUUAGCUCAUUAAAAUAACUGGUAUUCUGUGCAAGAUAUUUUAUUUUGCAGAAAUUGGCCUGGAGAGAUGGUUACAAAUUUAAAUACCUUGCAAAUAUUUAUAUUCGGACACUUUUAAAAGACGAUAUGUUGCUACAAGUAUGUACUAAUGUAGUAUUACUGUUUUUGUCACACUUCACAGAUCUUUCAUGUGUAAACCCAAAAAACAGAAAUUCAAGAAAAUGAAGUCAUUUACAUUACAUGAUAUAUACAAUGGGUAUAUAUAAUGAUUUAAUUUUCAUGUAAGUGUUUAUAAAUAUAUAUUGUGUGGAAUCCUCCACAUAUACUUCUAAUCAUGCAGGGCAAAAUAGACCAAGAGAAAAUAUUGAUGUGAUUGGCUUGACAUCAAACAUAGCUUUGAAUAUCUAAUAACUAGAUGUUUAUUUAUAUAUGUAUCUGUAAGGAAGUUGUAUACUUCAAGUUAACGUUUUAAAUGAUAGUCCAAGACAUUCACACAAAAUUAUUCAAUUUAAAAUCACUGAGAAAUUUGAUAUAUUUAGGACAAAACAACUUUAAAUUGAAAGUAAAACUUGAAUUUCUAUAGAAUUUUUUUAAUGUCAUAAUGAUGUAGCACCAGUACUACUGAGGUUAUUUCAUUUUGUGUAACUAGGUUUUUCUGUGAAAUGUCCUUACCCUAUAAUCCAACAUGUAGGUGCAUACUUUGUCAAUUUACAGUUUAAUUGUGAAGGUGACAUUGAAUGAAAUUAUGUGAAUAUAC